AUGGCAUCUGAAAGAGCUCUAUAUACUCUUUCCCGAUCCCUCAAGCGCCUCCCGUCCAGAACAGCUGCAUUCUCCGUCCAAGUCGACAGCACACAGCAGACCCGCUGUGCCUCAAGACUAUCGUCCGGUGUCCUACAGAAGGACCAAUACGCACAGAGUCUAUCAAUAUCCUGCCACCGCCAACCCAAGCGACAUUUUACUACAACCCUCGCCGCCCGCAAAGACGACUCCUCUUCGUCGACCUCCACCACUCCACCCACCAUCUACACCUUCUCCGAGAUCCAAUCCCUCGCCGACACUCCCUCUCCGAACCGGAUCCUGAUCGACGUCCGCGAGCCCUCUGAGCUGAAAUCCACCGGCAAAAUCCCAGGCAGCUAUAAUCUGCCCAUCACAUCUGCGCCUGACGGUUUCUUUCUGCCAGCCGAGGAGUUUGAAGAGAGGUUUGGAUGGCAGAAACCCGGGGAGAAGGACGAAGUCAUAUUCUACUGCAAAGCCGGCGUGAGGAGUCGAGCCGCCGCGAAAUUGGCUGAACAGGCUGGCUUUGGGGGCAAGAUCGGUGAGUUCCCAGGAAGCUGGAUUGAGUGGGAGGGGAGUGGAGGGAGGAUUGAGAGGGAAAAAUGA
Molecule: messenger RNA, 621 nt
Organism: Rhinocladiella mackenziei CBS 650.93
Lineage: Eukaryota; Fungi; Ascomycota; Eurotiomycetes; Chaetothyriales; Herpotrichiellaceae
Exons: 1
Coding region: 1-621 (206 amino acids)
Cellular component (GO): mitochondrion
Molecular function (GO): thiosulfate-cyanide sulfurtransferase activity
Source: RefSeq, a predicted model, not a curated record